AUGGGUGUCAAAGAAAUCUGGGACGUCAUUCCAAACGAGUACAAUGAAUAUAUCCCUCUUUCAGUAUUUGUGGAUCGGUUUACCCGUGAACACAACCGGUGUCCUGUUCUGGCUGUUGAUGCUUACACCUGGUACUUUGAAACUAAACACGCUGCCCCAGAACAUCGCAUCAGAAUUUUUUUUGAUCGUUUGUGUGCUUUUCGUCGUUGUGGUAUCCAACUUAUCAUGGUUUUUGAUGGUCAAGCCAAACGUCGCAAAUUGCGCUGGGGCUCAGCUUUCCCCUUAUCUACUAAUGACCACCACCACCGCGAAAUCGAUCUUUAUUACAAAGAGGUAUGCCGUAUGAUGGGUGUACGUGUGGUCACCGCUUCUUCAGAAGGUGAAGCAGAGUGUGUUCAAAUUGAGGCUUCUGGUGUUGCAGACUUUGUUUUCACAAACGAUACUGAUGCACUUGUUUACGGUGCUCGAAAUAUUAUAAGAUACCCCAAAAAAAACAUUCUCGUUGAAGGAGCUUUUGGAGAAGCACCUAAAAGGAUUGAAGAAGCAAAACUUAGCGGAUAUGAUCGUUAUGUUUGUGUCACUAGAAUUCCCCCAUUUGACCCCAAAUUUUCUCAAAACGCAUUCAUCAUGUACGCUAUCCUACAAGGAGACGAUUAUGAUGAUGGCACUCAUGGAAUCGGUACCGUUUACUCUUAUGAAAUUAGUUUUCCACCAACACGCUUUGCUGACCGUUUAAUAGAAAUUUAUCGCAAAUACAAACUGAUGAACUCAGGAAGCUUAUCUGCCCUUCCACCACCAGCUGCUGUUCAAGCAGAAAAACUAAAGCGCGACAUUCUUGUUGAACUCCGGAAAAACACUUCUGGUUAUUUCCGCAAAAAAAUCAGCGAAGCAGUUGCAGCUCAAUACAUUUCAAAAUUCCCUAAUUGGAAAGCUGUAGAUCAAUACCUAACCGUAUCGUCCCGUAUUGCAAUACUUAAAAAUAAUCCUGAAAAAGCAGAGGCUAUUAAGAAACAAAUUGAUGCAUACCAUGCUUCCCCGCCUGCUAUUCCACCUAUUGAUAUAAAUAGGAUUUGGAAGUUCUGCUCAGCGACUCUUGAAUUCCCAGCUUUCCGGUUCCUUAACUCAAUUAUUCCGACAUUACUUCCAUACAUUAUAUCGCAUGAUUCCAAGCUUCUUGAGAUUAAAAAUAAAAAAUCAUACCGAGAAGGUGCUACUAGUUCUUUUUUCCGGAGUGGAGAAAUUGUCACUACAGGUGUGUCAACUUCUUGCACACGUGCCCAACGUGCUACUUCCUCUAACUCAGGUUCUUCCUUUCAUGACAAUUCAGAUAUAAAGCUUAAUCACACGCUACCAGAUUACUAUAAUAUCAUUCUCACGCCAUGUGAUCUAUUUAAAGCACUUAACGUUGACGUUUGUGCAAUUUCUCAAUCGAGCUCUGAUUUCCAAGAGGUUAUCAAUACUCCUUGGAAGAACAUUGUACCUGAACAUGUGCUACGUGCCUGUAAAUAUGGGUACAUUGCUGAGCAUGAGGCUAGGAAACUUGAGGAGCAGGCCAAAAAACUAGAAAAGGCUAAAACAAAAAGUGCAGCUAAAAAACGAUCCUUAAAAACAAGUCGCUGUGCGACUAAAGCAACUAAACCCACCAAACUAAAAGAACAAAAAGCUCAUUUAAUUGAAUCAUGUUCUCAUGGGGAAAAUAGUGAUACUGAUGAAGAUAUUUUUGCACCUAUAAACUUGGACAAUACAGGCGUCAAUAAAGAAGGUUCACACUCUUUUAGGCGCAUUCACGAUGUCUUUCCCUCAAAAUCAAAAACCAAUUUUUUGGAGCAAAACACAACUUCAUUACCCAUGUUUGCACAUUCUUUUCAAAAUCGGUCACGUUCUUCUUUUAUUGAUCUCACUGCAGAAGUUUUAGAGGCUCCUAGUUUUAAGAACACAAUAAUUAACCCUUUGAAAAACACACCCCGAAACCGCCUCAAUGAAGUUAUUUCGUUGGAAACUGACGACUCGGAUGAGGAUUUGUUUGCACCAGCACUCAAGUGUGAUUGUUACGGAAACAUGAACGACGAUUCUAUGGAAGUCGGACCUUCAAUUAACUUGUGCGAUAAUAAAAAAUCAGAAGAGAAAGAUGAUUUUUGCAAUGACGAUACUGAUGUUGAAUUUAUUGAACUGCAGUCAAACUCGUUUAAAGAAAACUCACUAAAUGUUUUUAAUAGUUUUCAAAAAACAGACAUUUUAGAAACACUUUAUGGACAAGAAUCUAGUGAUGAAAAGGCGAUCAUUAAUGCAGAUAUAGAUACAGAUACCAAUUUCCCUACUAAUUUAAAGUUUCGUUCUGGGGAAAUGAGAAAUGAAUCUCAAAGUACAUUGAUAGAAGAUGAAGUUAGUCACUCGGCGGUUGAUGCAUCAAAUACAACAUCACCAUCUAGUGGUUCUAAAAUACAAAAGUCUUUGUUUGUGGACUUGACUCAGAACCUUAGCGAUCAAAAUCUUGGGGACGGUGAUCAUUUCGUUAAACCUUCAUUCACAGAACUUUCAAUUCUUUCAAAUGAUGGAGCAAACGAUAUUCACAAAAACCUUUUGCAGCGUAUUUUAAAAAGAAAAGCUGUUGAUGAAAUUCAAGAUCUAAAUACUUUGAAACGUUCAAAUAAACGAUCAUUGGUGGAAAUAUGUUCAAUGUCUAAAGCAAGCAAUCUCUCGUCAGCAAUUUCGGAUCCAAACUUUUCAAAGCCGCAACAUCCGAAUUUACCUUCACUGCAUGAAAGAGAGCCAAAUGAGAAGGAUUUAAGUGAUGAUAAUCUUAUCGGAAACCAGGGAAACUGCGCAAUUAGUAAACCGGCCGACAAUAACAAGAAAUUUAGUAUUGAAGACUUGGUGGAUGAUUCUCUUUCUUCUUCAGACUUUGAUAUUUUGGAGCAAGAAAUGUUGAGCAGGCCUCAAACAGCAUUCAUUUCGGAACCUUCAUCCAUGGUUACCAGUGGAAUUAAGGCAAGCAUUAUGCACGAACAGAUGGAUCAAACAUUUGCUAAUGGAGAAAAAAAAACUUUAGUUGAAAUUGAGUUAUCUUCAGUUCAUGUGCCACUACCUACUGCACAAAAGUCAUCUAUGCAACAACCGAAAUCUUUUUCAUCUAAUAAUAGGCUCCUUGAUUUUGGAAAUGAUUAUAUUAGAGAAGAGAAAGUCAUUUCCCUGAGCGAUAUGGAAGUUUCUUUUUCCGUACCGAAAUUGCAAAAUUCUAUAUCUUACACGGUCUCAAAGACUGUCGAUGGCCAUGAACUUAUUGAAUUUUCAAGUGAAAGCGAAAAUUAA
Molecule: messenger RNA, 3309 nt
Organism: Magnusiomyces paraingens
Lineage: Eukaryota; Fungi; Ascomycota; Dipodascomycetes; Dipodascales; Dipodascaceae
Exons: 3
Coding region: 1-3309 (1102 amino acids)
Molecular function (GO): 5'-flap endonuclease activity
Source: RefSeq, a predicted model, not a curated record